This is a messenger RNA of Macadamia integrifolia, 1079 nucleotides long. RefSeq lists its product as uncharacterized. Bases 306 to 833 code for a protein of 175 amino acids. Gene Ontology annotation, biological process: chloroplast organization; positive regulation of DNA-templated transcription. The record is from RefSeq and is a predicted model, not a curated record. NCBI's taxonomy places the organism in Eukaryota, Viridiplantae, Streptophyta, Magnoliopsida, Proteales, Proteaceae. The transcript is spliced from 3 exons.
UCCAGAACUGAUUUUUUUGUGUAUGGCUCCAAAUCCAACUCCAGCCUUCUUUCUCUCAAUCCUCUCGUUUCUAAAGGUAAGGUAAAACGCCACGUCCUCCUUCACGCACCACUAAAACUAGCAGUCCAAGUGAGCAGCAAGGACCUUCGUCUUCCCUUCCAGAACCAUUAUUCUUUUGGUGGGACCUCAGAUACCAAUGGCUUUCAUCUAGACUAUAAAUAAAGGAAGAUGAAAGUUGAGUAAGAUCUGGAGUUUCUGUGCAUCUUCUUGUUCCUGCAAAACUUUAUAUAUAAAUAAGAGAAAGAAUGGGAUUAACGGCUUUCCCUCUGUCUUCUUCACAAAGUUAUUAUCCAUCAUUUGGAGCGGCUCUGCAAAACACUUCCUCAGCUAGGUUCCACAAAAGCUAUAACCCAAGAAGAAUUUGUGCUAAUUUAGAUGAGAAUGAUACGGAGGGAGAGACCAAAAAGAGUAAACAAUCUCUCUUCACGAGUUUAACUGAUGCUCUUGACUUCUCUCAAGUUAGAUCUGCCCAGGAUGCCCAACUCUUGGAAGAGGCUAGAGAAGUCACCUCGUCUGGAGAAAAGAUGACAAGGGAGGAGUAUGCUGCUCUCCGACGGAAGAUUGGUGGGACUUACAAGGAUUUCUUCAAAUCCUAUGUUGAUGUGGAUGGGGAAUACAUUGAAGAAGGUUGGGUUGACAAAACAUGCAAGGUCUGCAAGAAAGACACCAAAGGUGAGGCAAGGCAAGUAGACAAGUUUGGCAGAUAUGUUCAUGUCGCAUGUUUAGAGAAAUCCAGAUCCGGCAACUUCUUUACAAGACUUUUCUCAAGAUAGCAAAUCUCAUCAUUUCUCCUUUUUCAUAUAAUUUGUACUUUUAAUUACUGAUACUAUCGCCAAAGGCAAUAUGAGAUAUCAUGUCCAACUUUGGCCCUGGCAAAUAUGCUGUGUUCAGACUUCAGACCAUCCUUCCCCUGUUCCCCCGAUAACUUCUAUAUGCUCUCCUGUAUGGAAAAUCAGGAUACAAAAUUCUUUUAUACUAGUUCAGCAACACUAUGCAGCAGUAAAUCUGGUUUUCUUGUA